UCUUUGUACUUUUUUUUUGCGAUGUUAGCACAAUCCUUCCCUACUCCGAUGGAAGAGCCGAAGAAGGUGCUCCGGGCGCAGUACCUGGGGAGUCUGCAGGUGGGUAAUGCCACUGGUAUGGAGGUGUUGAACGAUGCGAUCGAGAGGCUCGUGACUACCGUGCCGCAGGAUCAGUGGCAAUCGGUGAACGUCGCAGUCGCACCGUCUAUGAUCAGCAUCCUGCAACCGAGCGACGACAAGCUGAUCACAGAGUGCCGGGUUCGUUACCUCUCGUUCCUCGGCAUCGGGAAGAACGUGAAGCAGUGCGCGUUCAUCAUGCACACCGCUCAGGACACCUUCGUGGCGCACAUCUUCCACUGCGAGCCAUCGUCAGGUGCCCUCUGCAAAACUAUAGAAGCCGCCUGCAAGCUGCGAUACCAGAAGUGCUUGGACGCUCAUCCGCAGGGUCUGGGCCGCAGCCAAUCGAAUCUGCACACUCCGGGAAAGAGCUUCGGCGCCGCCCUCAAGUCCAUCGUCGGUUCAAUCACCGGGCGCAAGAGCAAAAGUACCGAAUCCUGAGAUGAAGCCCAGUCUCUGCAGGAACUAUGGCCACUGCCUGCGGAGCGAGAGGUAAUAAGACAUAAACAUUUGCAGUCGCCCCUCACCAUGAAGUAUUUCAGUACGAGUCCACCAUCCGCAGAACUUCGAUCCCUUCUGUCGCCGACCCUAGACUCGCGACGUCUCCAGAUCGCCAGAUGGGACUCGGCCAGCUAAGUCCACCCCAAUCCCCGUGCAUCUUCCGGCUCUCCGUCGAGACCCUCUGCAUCGGAUCCCAAAGAAUCGCAUAAAACAAAAGCAAGAAGAAGAAGAGGAAAAAACAAACACAGAUAUUGCGAUUUUUAACACUCUCAAUCAAUCUUUCUCUCUCUCUCUCACAGACACACACAAAUACACAUACACACACAAAAGAAAAACACACAUACACAUAACUAAGUACUAAUACUAAUUCUCUUAAGUACGUGGGUUCAUUUGAAAUGCUUCAAUAGUGUUGUACAAUUAAAUGUAUUAAUCAAAAAAAAAGAAAGAAGGAGUUAAUAAGAAUAAUAAUUAAAUUAAUCGUAGUUGGACGUGAGAAUAAUAAAUUAAUUAAUUGAAAAAAUAAAAGAAAAACGCGAUGGCGGGCGGAGGAGAGUACAAUUUUCUAGUGAAUCUUUAAUUUUAUAUUAAUUAUUAUUUUAUUUUCGAGAGAAAUUUUACAACACAAAAAAAG
Nicrophorus vespilloides is the source of this 1249-nucleotide messenger RNA. Its product is annotated as protein Fe65 homolog. Bases 22 to 558 code for a protein of 178 amino acids. Gene Ontology annotation, biological process: regulation of DNA-templated transcription. The transcript has 2 exons. Gene Ontology annotation, molecular function: amyloid-beta binding; transcription factor binding. NCBI's taxonomy places the organism in Eukaryota, Metazoa, Arthropoda, Insecta, Coleoptera, Silphidae. Gene Ontology annotation, cellular component: nucleus; cytoplasm. The record is from RefSeq and is a predicted model, not a curated record.